This is a messenger RNA of Mytilus trossulus (common blue mussel), 1491 nucleotides long. Its product is annotated as protein unc-93 homolog A-like. Gene Ontology annotation, molecular function: potassium channel regulator activity. The record is from RefSeq and is a predicted model, not a curated record. Gene Ontology annotation, biological process: regulation of muscle contraction; regulation of potassium ion transport. Gene Ontology annotation, cellular component: striated muscle dense body; plasma membrane. Bases 1 to 1491 code for a protein of 496 amino acids. The transcript has 6 exons. NCBI's taxonomy places the organism in Eukaryota, Metazoa, Mollusca, Bivalvia, Mytilida, Mytilidae.
AUGGAAGAAAAGAUACUUGGACUGGAAAAUAAUAAAACCUCAUCACUUUCCAUGGGCUAUGGAAGUGUGGAACCGCCUAAAAAUCCUCAACCACCGUUUAACAAAGACGACGAGCCUCAUCAAAAAACAGAUCCUGUGCCAAUCGGGAAGACGAAGAUUCUUAAAAAUGUUCUUGUUGUCAGUAUUGGAUUUAUGUUCCUAUUUACUUCAUUCCAGUCUCUAUCCAAUCUCCAAAGUACAUUAAACAAAGACGACGGACUCGGAACAGGUGGAUUGUCUGUUGUAUACGGCGCCCUUGUUGUAUCAUGUAUGCUAUUUCCAUCUUUUGUUAUCGCGCACCUUGGAUGCAAAUGGACUGUGGCACUAUCAAUGUGGUGUUAUAUUGUCUAUAUGGCAUUAAAUUUUUACGCCGUUUGGGAGACAAUUAUACCAGCUUCAAUAAUUGUUGGAUUAGGCGCAGCUACUUUAUGGUCGGCUAAGUGUUCGUAUCUUACACAGCUUGCAGUGUGGUAUGCUAGAUUGACAGGUGCAUCAAAAGAUGACGUCAUAAAUAGAUUUUUUGGUUUCUUCUUCAUGAUAUUUCAAACAAGUCAGAUUUGGGGAAAUUUGAUUUCUUCUACUGUAUUUGCUGUAACACCAGGAAAUACUACAGAAGACCUAGAUUCGUGUGGGGCAAAUUUUGAUCCAACUGCACCAGUAGCAAAUAAUUCAAAUUUAGAUCGACCGGAAGACGAAAAGGUGUACACACUAUGCGGUAUUUACGUCGGUUGUGCUGUGAUAGCGUUUUUUACUAUUGCUUUACUUUUGGACAAUAUCAAACUCGACAAAAAACAGCAGACUGGUGAUGCAAGGAUAUCAGUAAAAUUGUUUCUGUCGACAUUGAAUCAUUGGUGGCAGUCAACGCCACAGAAACUACUAACAUUCUUAACGAUAUAUAGUGGUAUCGAACAAGCUUUUAUAACAGGAGACUUUACAAAGUCCUACAUCAGUUGUGCAAUAGGAAUAUGGAACGUUGGUUACGUGAUGAUAUGCUAUGGUGUUGUGGAUGCUAUAUGUUCAUUUGCUUUUGGACGAUUGGUUCAGUAUGUGGGACAUGCACCGUUCUUCCUCUUAGCUUUUCUAUUGCACGGAGGAACACAAGUAGCUUUGUUUCUAUGGCAACCGGAAGCAGACAACCAGAUCCUGUUUUACGUAUUUGCUGCAUUAUGGGGAAUGGGUGAUGCAAUCAUACAAACACAGAUAAAUGCACUAUAUGGAUAUCUAUUUACUAACAACACAGAAGCAGCCUUCGCCAAUUACAGAUUAUGGGAAUCAAUCGGGUUCAUUUUGGCUUUUGCAUGGAGUGGAAUUUUGGUGACGAAAGUCAAACUUGGACUUUGUCUAGGUUUCCUGACUUUAGGAAUGUUCUUUUAUACAUUCGUAGAAAUCCAGGAUCGUCGCAAAAAUCGAAGAGGCUUUAGAAAGGACGAGGAUAAAAGUCCACUUUUUUAA